AUGUCAAGUGAAUUAGAAGGUGUCGAAUCAGGUGAACCAAGCUAUUUCUAUGGUUUCAAUACUGCUGAAAUAAAGUCUCAUCAUGUUUUAAUAUUUGCAUUAAUCGUAGCGGCUGGUUUGUUGUUUCAUUUUAGACAUAAGAUUGCUGAAGCACACGAUAGAUAUCGAACUCGACAAAGGGCCAGAAAUGGGUUCUAUGAUAGAUUGAAUCCAUUUGAACAAGAAAUAGCUGAUGGAUUGAGCAGUAGUAAUUUUGAUCUAGAAGCUAAUGUGAACAGUGGAGAUCAAAGAAAAGGAUUACUGACUGAAGCAAAGGCAGAAAUCAAAACUAUUAUGGAUAAUCAGGGAAUAUCAUUUGAUGAAGCUAGACUCCAAUAUACAAGAAGUCAAUUGAAUGAAAAUAACAUCGAUAGUAAUGGUAUGCCCAAAGAUCCAAAAUUAGUUACUUUUUAG
Molecule: messenger RNA, 453 nt
Organism: Scheffersomyces coipomensis
Lineage: Eukaryota; Fungi; Ascomycota; Pichiomycetes; Serinales; Debaryomycetaceae
Exons: 1
Coding region: 1-453 (150 amino acids)
Source: RefSeq, a predicted model, not a curated record